Messenger RNA from Homalodisca vitripennis (glassy-winged sharpshooter), 1261 nucleotides. Its product is annotated as 1,5-anhydro-D-fructose reductase-like. Gene Ontology annotation, molecular function: aldose reductase (NADPH) activity. The coding region runs from base 67 to 1089 and encodes 340 amino acids. The record is from RefSeq and is a predicted model, not a curated record. Gene Ontology annotation, cellular component: cytosol. Lineage: Eukaryota; Metazoa; Arthropoda; Insecta; Hemiptera; Cicadellidae. The transcript is spliced from 6 exons.
CGCUGCCAGAGCUUGCCUUGUCGUAACAAACGUUCAAGUGACAGAAGAGUGUUACUCGCUGCCGAGAUGUCUGCUAAGUUGACCAAGGACUCUGUAUUUACCGCAACCUCUGGCAUGAGGAUGCCUGUCGUGGGCCUCGGGACACUGGCCAGGAGCACGGAGGAGAGGUCGUCAGACGAGGACAUUACAAAGGCAGUGGAGUAUGCCCUAGAGGCUGGCUACAGACACUUCGACACCGCCUACAUGUACAGGAACGAGAAAGCAGUGGGGAAUGCACUAAAGAAGUGGUUGGAUAGCGGCAGAAUCAAAAGGGAGGAGUUGUUCGUCGUUACUAAGCUGCCUAUGGUGGGAAACAAUGAAAAGUUGGUAGAGAGGUACCUGAAGGAGUCUCUGCAAGACCUGCAACUAAGCUAUGUAGACCUGUACCUGAUCCACAAACCAGUGGGUUUCCAGCCUGGAAAGGAACUGUUUCCUACGGACGAAAACGGAUACCUGAAGCUUGACUUAGACACAGAUCACAUUGCUUUGUGGAAGGCGAUGGAGGCCCAAGUGGACGCAGGGAGGGCCAAGUUUAUCGGCCUGUCCGACUUCACAAUUGCCCAGAUGGAGCGGAUCCUGAAGGUCGCGAGGAUUCGCCCCUCUACGGACCAGGUCGAGUGCCAUCUCUACUUCCAGCGGAAAGAGCUGCGCGAGUGGGGUAAGAAAAACGGGAUCCCAGUCACAUCUUUUGCAACCCUGGGCUCUGGUGCUGCCGUGUCUAUUUUUGACAAAGGAGGAAACAUGACUGAACAGCAGAAGAAGAACCCCAUGACGGAGGAGGUUGUGAUACGCAUAGCCCAAGCUCACGGCAAGAGCCCGGGCCAGGUGUUGUUGAGACAUAUGGUGCAGCUCGGUGUCGCCGUCAUACCCAAGAGCUCCCACCCCGACCGCAUCAAGCAGAACAUUGACAUUUUCGAUUUUGAACUAACGGACAAAGAUAUGGCUGAUUUGGGUGCUUUCGACUUGGGUGAAGGUGGAAGGAAAUUUUUCGUCUCCAAUAUGGUGAAAGGAUACGAUAAACACCCUGAGUGCCCCUAUGGAAAACCAUAACCUGCUUCCAAACAGAGAAUAACUAACAAGGAUUACUGAGUCAAUAUUUAUUUGUAACAUGCAAGAUACAAGUGUGUGAAUUUUUAUAUUUUCCGAUAUAACAUGUCAUGUAUUAUUGUCAUUUUGUAUUAGUAGUGUUGCUGCUAUAUUACAAAUACAAUUUGUAUAUGUA